Molecule: messenger RNA, 4285 nt
Organism: Monopterus albus (swamp eel)
Lineage: Eukaryota; Metazoa; Chordata; Actinopteri; Synbranchiformes; Synbranchidae
Gene: gpr12
Product: G protein-coupled receptor 12
Exons: 2
Coding region: 214-1242 (342 amino acids)
Biological process (GO): G protein-coupled receptor signaling pathway
Cellular component (GO): membrane
Molecular function (GO): G protein-coupled receptor activity
Source: RefSeq, a predicted model, not a curated record
GCGCCGUUAACGGCAGAGCCGCUUCGCGCUCUCCUCUCUUCUUCCAUUAUCCUCGCUUUCAGAAAGAGAGAGAGGACCAGCAUCUCGCUCCCCGGGCCGCGUCUCUGUCCGCGGGAGCCGCACCAUCCUUAUCAGUUAACAUGGGAAUUCAAGGCUGUUGUUCUUCCAUCUAAACGGGAAGUCGCACCUCGCGGAGUCAAGACGGGGGACACAAUGAGUGAAGAGCCCUCAGUCACCCCCAGCUGGCUGGCCCCUGACCCCACAGCAUGGCCCAGUGUAGGCACGGGGCAGAGUGACAACAGCAGCAGCCUGGGGACAUUUCCACCAGAGGACUCCCUCCCACCCAGCCAGCUGCCCCUGCUGGUCAACCCCUGGGACAUUGUGCUGUGCUCAUCGGGGACUCUGAUAGCCUGCGAGAACGCCCUGGUUGUGUUGGUGAUCUGGCAGAAUCCAGCGCUCAGAGCCCCCAUGUUCUUGCUUAUCGGCAGCCUGGCACUGGCUGACCUGCUGGCCGGCCUGGGCCUGGUGCUUCACUUCAUCUGUGCCUAUUUGCUUCACUCCGACUCAGCCCAGUUGCUGACCGUGGGCCUGGUGGUGGCCUCUUUCUCCGCCUCCGUCUUCAGCUUGUUGGCCAUCACGAUUGACCGCUACCUGUCGCUGUACUAUGCCCUCACCUACAACUCGGAGCGGACAGCGGCCUUCACCUACACGAUGCUCAUCAUGCUGUGGGGCCUCUCCCUCUGUCUGGGCCUGCUGCCAGUCACAGGGGUCAACUGUCUAUCAGAAGAAGUUACAUGCAGCGUGGUGCGGCCACUGACCAAGAACAACAUCGCCGUGCUGUCAGUCUCCUUCCUGCUUCUUUUUGGCCUCAUGCUGCAACUCUACGUCCAGAUCUGUAAGAUUGUGAUGCGCCAUGCUCACCAGAUCGCCCUCCAGCACCACUUCCUGGCUGCCACACCCCACUAUGUCACAACACGGAAGGGCGUAUCAACGCUGGCCAUCAUCCUGGGUACUUUUGCAGCCUGCUGGAUGCCAUUCACUGUCUACUCCCUUAUUGCUGACUACACCUACCCUCCACUCUAUACCUAUGCCACACUGGUGCCUGCCACCUACAAUUCUGUCAUUAACCCGGUCAUCUACGCCUUCAGGAACCAGGAGAUCCAGAAGGCAUUGUGGCUGGUAUGCUGCGGCUGUGUGCCCACCAGUGUGGCCCAGCGUGCACGGACCCCCAGUGACGUCUGACCAAGCAGACCCAGGUGGGAAGUGAGAGGCACCCUGGGUCAGCUCUGCUCCUCCCUGGGUCUGUCCGGUGUCACUGAGAGCAGCAGAAUGGGAGGUCAGGACAAGUGGCACAGGGCUGUGGAUUCAACGCAUCGGAGAAAGUUUGGUUAGUUAUCCACAGCCCACCUGGGUGGAUAGCGUUUUUUUAAUUAGUUACACACACCAUAGGGCAAGCUAUUUCACUGUCUUCCCCAGUAAAGGUGGCCACUCCGCGGGCUGCAUCCCGCCCCCUCCUGUUCACCCCUUGCCACGCCCUUGUUCUGCAGAGAGCACUGAGUGCAUCACAUAUUACAGGCAGCAGCUGUACAUACAAUGUGCAUUCAUUUAACAGCAUUGGAGCUUUGGCUGACACGCGUCUAGGGAGGGGAUCUUAGUUUGUGCGUAAAAGCUCAUGGCGGAUUAAUAAAGCAGUGUGUGCGUGAGGAGAGCACGGCCGCGGCUGAAUAUACAGGCGUUUCCACAGUAAAGCCCGUCUGGAGCAGCAUCCCGGCGCUCUGCUGCUGCACUCUGAACGUGCGCCGAAAGCUAAACAGCUGCGGGGAGCUAUAAAUAGCCCCGGCGCUCUCUGAUCCGCGCCCUCCGUCCUCCACAGAUGCCGAGAACGAAAUCAAGAUGCUUCGUCUCCCUCUAGCCUCUCACAUUCUCUUAUUUUUCUCUGGAUUGCGAGUGAACAUGUUUUGGUUAUCCGUCUGGGAAGCUCAAAACAAACAACCCCCCAGGAGAGGCUCGCCCCUAACCACCUCUCCUCCAUUUUUUUUUUAUCACUAUGAAGGCACCAAACUGAAUAUAAACCUGUCGGAUUAUGUAACCUCCUUAAAUCCCUUUUGUUUUGCGUUUUUCAAUGAAAAUCGCCUUUUGAAUGUCUGGAGUUUUCUAUAACCUAUAAUUCUAUUGGUGAUUGUGAUUUUGAUAACAUGUUUUUAAAGGAUAACAAAUAUGAAAUGUAAGGAGGAGAGUAAUUGAUCAUAACCAAGUAGCUACAAUCAGACAAACGCCCAAAUAAAAACUUCUGCGUGAUCUUUGUCUGGGAAUCUGCUAAUUCUCUUUGUAUUUCCAGAUAUUUGAUCUUUCUGGGCACCUAAAGAGUGUCACACAAUCUGCACACCAGACUUCCAUGUAAUUUGCAUGCAACAAGCACAGAGCCCCCUUUUCCUCCUGAGUUCAGUGUGGUAGGUCACAUUGAUCACUGCAGGCGGAUCUGCCAUGUAUCCUGAUGUCCUCAUGACCCUAACAAUUUUAUUAAGUGCAACCCUCCACAAUGUUGAAAGAGCUACAAUCAUCACCAGUUGAUAGUCACUGGAUUUUCACCCUUCUUGAAAAAUGUGGAACCUUCUGCUGUAUGGUGCAAUUCAGUUUCAGUUCAGAAGUGUUCUUACAGCUCUGUUUUGGUCAUGACUUGAGUUCAACUUACUGUAAUUUGAUGGACACCCACUGGCUGCUCUGAAAUGUAGAUAAUUAUUAGUUGUUGGUCACAAAAUUAGUCUGCAGGACACCCCCAAAAACAUGUACGCCGAUUUCCUUAUUCACAUGUCAGCAAUAACUAGCCUGUGAAUGGUAGUUAUUUUUUUUAGAAGUGAAGCAAUACCCACACAGCAAUAACAUCCAUGUCCCACCUCGAUUUCUUCCUGCAGAGUGAAGUACCGUGACUGUUCAAGUGGGGAUGUGUUGUAGUGAACAGACUCAGUGAGCCACAGGUGAUGGUUCGGUGGUAAGAUAGUCACUCCAGAGCUUGGAAAAAAAAAAUGGACAAACUCAAACAACUUAUCUGUGACAACACUGCCUCAUUCUGCAGCAAUGUUUUUUCCCAACUGAAAAUUGGGCUUUGAUCAUUUGUGUAAUGCCACAAUUAACUUUUUUGUAUAGACUCUCCUUUUCUGUGAGCAUAUGAACUGUCCUGAGUAUUGUGGCCUCGAGUGUUGGUGUGUGACUCGGGCCUGUGUAUUUGUGCAUACAGUAUGAGCUGCAUGGCCUCUGGGUGUGUGCAUGUGUGUCUGUGCGUGACCCAGCAGCUCAGCAGACCAUAGUCUGUCUGUCUCCCUGUUGUUGUCAGGUGGGAGUAAAACAGGUCAGAGGUUUAUAAAUUCCUGUUGACCCCUUGACCUUAGAGGAUCAUACUACCAGUCUUCCUGUCAGCUCUGAGAGAAGUGGCCUCAUUUGAAGAGCUUUUUCUAAAGGGAGAUAGGACUCAGACAUGGAUGCUCCAGCACUUCAAACCAAAGUGAAAGGGACUCUGAAUGAACUGGGAUCCUAGUCCUGCUGUGUGCUAUCUGUCUUCUCUAUAUCACUAGUCUUUUACUCUAGCUGAAAUCAGUCUAGUCUGGUCAAGGCAGGUGUCCUUAAAGUGACCUGUAAAUUAAUCAUAUGAGCUAAAAAUCGCCACUUCCACAUGCACAGAUCAUGCUUCUUUUCUUCCUUGUUGCCUUCUCUCUCUUCCUUGCUGAGCCUAAGAGAGGAAUUUAAAGGAGCUCCCCGGUCUUUCUUUGUUAAGUGUUAAAAAGGCAGGGAUGAGUAAGGAAAGCUAAAGAAUAACAUUUCUAAGCAGUGGAACGUAGCCCAUGUCAUGUAAACUUGUGCACAGUGUCAGACUGAAGCCUGGCACAUCACACACCAUCACAAUCCUCUGUUCCUUUACCUUUGGAGAAAAGUCUAUUUUGUUAUAUUCAUUGAAAAGUUCUAUUUUUUUUCCACUUCAGUCUGGCCUGAAUUCUUUUCACAUUCUGAUGUUUUAAGAUACUCUCAGCGCUGUAAAGCCUUUUUCUGAAUGUAGUAAUAAUUACGUUGUUUAACUAAUACCCCUCCUGACUCAUUCGUUUCUGUAAAUAAGGCAUGGUUAAGAGGAGGGACGUUAUACCACCUUGCAUGGUGCUACCAAAGCCAGUUAAAGUAGGGGAUGAGUUGGGUCGCACCAUUUUUUUGAAUGACAUUUCUCCACCUCGGCAGUCGAAGCAGGACAUCUUCUGUUAGGUUUCACUUUCGUCACUUCGAUAUGCACCCGUUUAUAAAG